AUGAGAUCCCUCCUUUGGGCCCUGUUGGGUCUCAGCGUGGUGCCGCACGCGUUCGCUGUCGAUACCCUCAGUACCAAGGGCUUUGACCUGUGCAUGACCGACUCGAGCAUCGAUAUCACCGAUCUGGACAUCACCUACACUCGCUCAACGAGAGAACUUAUCUUCAACCUGGCUGGUACCAGUGCGAAGGAACAAAAAGUCAAAGCGACAUUGACCGUGACGGCCUAUGGCAGUCAAAUCUACAGCAACUCUUUCGAGCCCUGCGGCGACAAGGUCCACGUGGACGAGCUCUGCCCAGUGCCAUCCGGCAGCUUUUCUGCUCAGGGCACCAUCACCGUCCCCGAGAGCUACGCGAGCGAAAUCCCCUCCAUCGCGUUCAAUAUCCCCGAUCUCGACGGCCAGGCCAAACUCGUCUUGGAAUCGGUCUCCGGAGGCGACAACCUCGCGUGCGUGGAGUCUGACUUGACAAAUGGAAAAUCAACAAGCAUGAAGGCCGUGUCAUGGGCUUCGGCGGGUAUUGCAGCGGGCGCGCUUGCUUUCAGUGGUGUUUCUGCGAUCAGUGCGGUUGGCGGACACCCAGGUGCCUCGACUUCCAGCCCGGGAUUCGGAGACGUGAUGGGUUGGUUUCAUUGUAUGGCCACGAACGGUAUGCUGAGUGUCAGCUACCCCGCCGUCUACACGAGCUUCACCAAGAACUUUGCCUGGAGUACUGGCCUUGUCUCGUGGGAUGGUCUGCAGAAUUCGAUCGACAGCUUCCGAAAAGCUACCGGCGGCAACCUUACUGAUAACAGCCUGUCGUACCUGGGGAGUAUCGAUCAGACCUCAAAUUCCUCGUCCACGAAGCGCAGCUUAGAUAUGGUGCGCCGCUCGGUGACACUGGCAGCUCGAUCCGACUCCAACAGCACCAGCAGCGACGACAUGGACAAGAUCAAAGCUCUCGCCGAAGAGCUGAUGAUUCCUUCCGCUAACAUUUUCAUGACGGUGCUGUUGAUCUUUGCGAUUGUGAUCGGUGUUGUCAUUGUUGGAAUUCUGCUCUUCAAGGUCAUCCUGGAGCUGUGGGCUCUUUACGGCAAUUUCCCCAAGAAACUCACCGACUUCCGAAAGGACUACUGGGGCAUCAUGGCCCGGACCAUCACCAACAUGAUUCUCAUUCUGUACAGUAUUUGGGUGAUGUAUUGUGUCUACCAGCUCAAGAAUGGUGACUCAUGGGCAGCCAAGUUGCUUGCCGCUGUGACCUUGACUGUUUUCACAGCCGUCUUGGCAUUCUUCGCAGUUCGCAUUUUCUUGAUGGCUCGCAAAUACAAAAAGACGGAAGGAGACACUUCGGGUCUCUAUGAUGACAGGGACACUUGGCGCAAGUACAGUCUCUUCUACGACAAUCUCAAGAAAGACUUCUGGUGGCUCUUUGUGCCAGUCAUUAUCUACGCUUUGGUUAAAGGUUGCAUCAUUGCCGGUGCGCAGGGCCAUGGAAUGUUCCAAAGUGCCGGCCAAUUGGUUUGUGAGGUUCUGCUGUUGGGUCUUGUGGUAUGGAACCGCCCCUACGCCCGGAAAUCAACCACGGGAAUCAACAUCACCAUCCAAAUCGUGCGUGUCUUAUCAGUUGCUUGCGUGUUGGUCUUCGUCGAUGAGCUGGGACUCUCUCAGACCACCAAGACUGUGACUGGAAUUGUCCUUAUCGUUAUUCAGUCACUCCUGACUGGCCUCCUCGCCAUUCUGAUCGUUGUCAAUGCGAUCAUCGCAAUGUUCCGUGAAAACAUCCAUGAGAAGCGGAGGAAGGAAGCUGAGAAGGCCAACCGUGACCUCGAUGAUCUGACUCCCUUGGAUGCCCGCGAUUCGCUUCUGAUUGAUCACCCCCCGCGGAAGGAUUACUCCGAGGUGAGCAAGUUUAACUUCAACCGUCCAUACGAGACUUACCGGGACUACCCGUCACGGCCCGACUCCGCUGGCAGCAAGGAGCGGUUGGUGUACGCCGAUUACGGUGUUGCACACAACCGCAGUUCCAGCCCAGAAUCUCGACAUGGUCGCCGAAGCCCAUCUCUCGAGGGCCGGCAUCCGACCACUGCCGGGUAUGGCAUGGCAUUGUAG
Messenger RNA from Penicillium longicatenatum, 2085 nucleotides. Its product is annotated as transient receptor potential ion channel family protein. The record is from RefSeq and is a predicted model, not a curated record. Gene Ontology annotation, biological process: transmembrane transport; fungal-type cell wall biogenesis. Lineage: Eukaryota; Fungi; Ascomycota; Eurotiomycetes; Eurotiales; Aspergillaceae. The transcript is spliced from 2 exons. Bases 1 to 2085 code for a protein of 694 amino acids.